GUGUUUAUAUUUUUUUAUUUUUCUUAAAUAGUUAGAAUGCUCCUCUAUAAAACUGUGCUACAAAUUGUUUCUUCUUGUUUGUUUUUCAAGACAGGGUUUCUCUGUGCAGCCCUGGGUGUCACUCUGUAGGCCAAAGAUCUGCCUGCCUCUGCUUCCCAAGUUCUGGGAUCAAAGAAAUGCAGCCCUAUUCCUGUGACACGUUUGUGGCAUUACCUCCAGCAACAGUUGGAAAUAGGGUUAUUUUUGGAAAAAAUUCAGACAGACUCUUUGAUGAAGUACAAGAAGUAAUUUACUUUCCAGCUGCAGUUCAUAGUGAUCUGGAAAAACGUCUCAAGUGUACUUAUAUAGAAGUCGAUCAGGUUCCUGAAACAUAUGCUGUUGUUCUUAGUCGCCCAGCUUGGCUGUGGGGGGCAGAAAUGGGUGCCAAUGAGCAUGGAGUCUGCAUUGGGAAUGAGGCUAUCUGGGGAAGAGAAGAUAUUUCUAAGGAGGAGGCACUUCUGGGCAUGGACCUUGUCAGGCUCGGCCUUGAAAGAGCUGAUACAGCUGAAAAAGCUCUCAACGUCAUUGUUGACUUAUUAGGAAAAUAUGGCCAAGGUGGAAACUGUGCAGAGGGUGAAGAAUUCAGCUAUUAUAACAGUUUCCUGAUAGCUGACAGGAAUGAAGCCUGGAUUCUGGAGACUUCAGGGAAGUUCUGGGCAGCAGAGAAAGUCCAAGGAGUUCGUAAUAUUUCCAAUCAGUUUUCCAUAACAACCAAGAUUGACCGGGAGCAUCCAGACAUGAGGAACUAUGCUAAGCAGAGGGGCUGGUGGGAUGGCAAAGAGGAGUUCGAUUUUGCUGCAGCGUAUUCUUACACUGACACGGCCACAAUGAUGACUUCACCAAGCAGAUACUGCCAGGGCCACAAGCUUCUGAAUAAACACAAAGGAAACAUAACUUAUGAAACGAUGGUGGAAAUUCUUCGCGACAGACCCAGUGGCAUCAACAUGAAGGGAGAAUUCCUGACCACCGCAAGCAUGGUUUCCAUUUUACCCCAGGAUCCCAGCCUUCCCUGCAUUCACCUCCUUACAGGGACUCCACACCCUGAGAGGUCUGUUUUUAAGCCUUUCAUAUUUGUACCACAUGUUUCGCCACUGUUGGAUACAAAAUCACCAACAUUUGAACUUGAGAGGCCCGUGGCAAAGAAGCCAUAUGUCAAGCCCGACAGAAGACACCUACUCUACCAAAACCAUCAACAGGCCUUGGAAAUGAUAAGUAACCAUAAGGAAAAAGGCAAGACAAUAUUGGACAACGUGAGGAAGCUGGAAAAAGAAGUGUUUGAAGAGAUAGAAUCAAUCCUCCAAAACAGACAUCUUGACAUGGAUAAAACUGUUAAUCUCUUUCCUCAAUAUGUAAGAGAUGAAAUUAAAAUUUAUCAGCCAAAUAUUAGUUCUUAAUGAUCAUUUAAGUGGCCAGAAACCUUCCUCACUGCCCUGGAUAUGAUACUUCUUUAAGGAGACCUGACUGUUCCCUCAGUAUCCUGUGGUAUUCUGGCUGCUAAGACCACAGUAUUAGCUUCGGUUGGAUAAAGCCUGAAACAUAAGCAUGACGCAUGUCUGUGCUAUCAUUAUGUAUUAUAAAGAAAGCUCAGGGUUUUUCCUAAGCAAUGGACAGUAUGUCAAGUGCAUUUUUUGUGCUUUAGGCAAAUAUUGACCAGCUUCAACAGAUGUCCAGAUUUACGCUGUUUGACACUGCCACACAUUCUGCAGAAGCCCUUUCAUUAAACUCAAAAGUGACCUUUGUCAGGACUUGGCUGAGUGGCAAACUUACAGCUCCAACUGUUUGGCCUUUUCUCUCCCUCAUCCCCUCAGAAGCCAUCAUUCUGUUUGUUAUCUGGGUCAUUGUAUCUUACAGUAGGUCUGUUGGGACUGGCUUCUUCAGCACACAGCUCUCAUCAUGCCUCUCUAUGCCACGGCUGCCCUUCCUUCUUAACUCGAACAGCGCUUUCAGAUGGCUGUGUCACCACUGAAGAGCCUUCUGGGUGCUUCCAAAUUUUGGCAAUUGCGAGUAAACAUCCAUGUGCAAGUUGCUGUGCAGUUCUAAGCAUUCGACCCGUUUUGGAUGGAACUGAGGUAUUGCAGACCCUAGGGUGCGAGUGAGAAACUGCCAUGCUCUUCUACACCCUGCAGCGGCACUGUUCCGUGUCCUGGUCAGUGUGUUGGGAUUUGGUCGUUCUGAGUGCAGCUUCUCACCUAUGUAGGUGACAGGGAUAGAGGCGAUGGCUUUGCACUUUGUUUUUCAGUGGAUCUGUAACUCCAAUCAGCAUAAGACGCUGAGGUUUUCUCCAUUUUCCAUCUGUUCACCUUCUCUGAUGAGUUGUGGAGAUCUUGGCCCAUUCUUUAAUCAGGUUUUUAUUUAUUUAUCUUACUAAGGAGCCUAAACUUUUUUCUUUAAUUUAAAACUUUUAUUUUAUUGUAUAUGCGUGUUUUGCCUCCAUGUACAAAGCACAUGCCUGGUGCCCUCAGAGCGUGUGAACUCCUCUUGUACUGGAGUUACAGAUGGCUAUGAGCCAUCAUGUGGGUGCCAGGCACCAAACCUAGAUCCUGAGCCAUCGCUCCAGCCCCUCCCACCACUCAUGUCUAAACCUCUUUGAAUCUCAUUGUUCUUCAGGUAAAGUCGCAGUCCUUACAGACGCCAACAAUAGAUGCUUGCUUACCUGCUUGUGCCUCCCUUUCAUAGAAGUAGUUCAUUUUAGUCUUAGAACUUGCUAACAAUCGAGUUCCCUAGGCGUUUUCCUCCCAUAUAAUCAAGAUCAUAUGUGGCUCCGAAUCUGUCAUGCAUUUAAUUAUCUAUCUCAUAAGAGAAUAGAGAAGUUCCACGAAAGCCCACUGUUCAGUAUCAUAGUUGGAUGCUUUGAUAUUAUAUAAUAUUUGCUAAAUGAACAUUCAGAUGAAAAGAAUUUAUACAGACGUGUAAGGUUGAGUAAAUUAGCUAAUUUAUCUGUGUAACUUAGUAGCCAUGGAAGUUUCCAACCCAGAAAAUACAAGGAUUAUAUGGAUAUGUGAGUUAACUUGUACAGAUUUUCACUGCAGUAGACGCAGUGUGGAUACUCAUGUUGGUAAUUAAUGCCUUGGAGUGUGUUUUAGAAAUUUUAAUGUUUUCUUAAAUUUCAACUGUUGUGAAAAUAAAAAGUAAUAAACUCAUUUUACAGAAAA
Rattus norvegicus (Norway rat) is the source of this 3191-nucleotide messenger RNA. It is a transcript of the gene Scrn3, whose product is annotated as secernin 3. NCBI's taxonomy places the organism in Eukaryota, Metazoa, Chordata, Mammalia, Rodentia, Muridae. The record is from RefSeq and is a predicted model, not a curated record. Gene Ontology annotation, biological process: detection of temperature stimulus involved in sensory perception of pain; proteolysis. Gene Ontology annotation, molecular function: cysteine-type exopeptidase activity; dipeptidase activity.